UACGAGCCAGAAUAUAUGACCGAAUAUGUGGAUGGGCAUCUUCGCCUGACGAAUCAGGAAUAGGAUAUACACAAAACGGAGGGUAAGACGGGCUUUGUCUUGUAUGCAUGUUUCAUAAAGAUCAAGUCACUAACUUAUUGGUUUACUUGAGAUUUUCGGGGCAAUCUCGAUAUUUCUAAGUUGCCAAAUGUCAUUGUGGGUAGGAAGACGCCACGAAAUGCAAUACACAUUCUUACAUUCAAAGGGCUAAUUCUUUCUGGCAGUAUUUCAUCUGGUCUAGUAAAGUAUGUCGGUCCUUUUGUUCCUCAAUUUCCUGGCUCCACCCCUAUAUAUAACAUAGUGAGGUGUUACAUUUUUAACUAAAAUUUCUCAAUUUUCUGUAUAGGGUUGUUGCUUGAGCAGCAUGUAAAUUAAGCAGAAUGGCUUCUUGGUACCCAACAAUAGAGGCUACUGCUCCACCUUGUAGAAUAACACAUACCCACUUGCUUUCAAGGCCUCGUUUUCAUCAUGUCAAGUUAUUCACUUGUCAGUUAAAAACGCUAAAGAGUAAGAGCAGGGGAAUUGUAAGGGCUGUGUAUGAAACCAAAACAGAUAGAAGAGGGAGAACAAAUGAUUCAUGUUUCUACUUAGUUGACACCGAGGAAGAACUUCCUGCUAAUGAAUGGAUUGUAAGAAGGUUCUCUACAUCCCUGCAGUCAAAACCUCCUCCCAAGCAAAAUGAAGAAUUCUAUAUCAAUACAGGAUAUGCCAUCAGAGCUCUCAGGGAAGAACUACCCUCUAUGUUCUACAGAGAGCUCACAUUUGAUAUCUACAGGGAGGACAUUGUCUUCAAGGAUCCAUUAAAUACAUUUAAUGGCAUUGAAAACUACAAACUUAUCUUUUGGGCACUGCGGUUUCAUGGUAAGAUAUUUUUCAAGGCACUAUGGGUAGAUGUAUUAAGAAUAUGGCAGCCUACAGAGAAUAUAAUCAUGAUACGCUGGACAAUAUGUGGGAUACCUAGGGUUCCAUGGGAAGCAAAAGGUCACUUUGAUGGCACAUCAGAAUACAAACUGGAUAGCAAAGGAAAAAUCUAUGAACACAAGGUGGACAAUGUAUUGCUAAACUCACCUCCAAAGUUCAGUGUCCCCGUGGUUGAGAACUUGAUCAGGGUUCUUGGUGGCUCCUCAACACCCAAACCGACCUACUUUGAAACAAUUGGGACUUUGUUUUGGAUGUUGUUACCAUAUUUGAUACAAUUCACUUGGGUGCAUUAUUAUCUUGCAAUGAAAGGUACCAUGGAUCUGAACAAUGUCACAACAGGGUUUACCAGCCUCCAUGAUUACUUGCAAAAGUGUAAUUUGAACUCAUUAUUGAUUGAGCUGUAGACAAAAUCAAAGCUUUCAUCAGUCCCAGUUGACACUUUUUCUGGCAGCUGAUUCAUUGAACCUGCAUUAUAUGCUGCUGUAGAGUUAUGCAACUCAGUUGCAAAAGAAGAUGCACAAUUGAAUGUUGUAACAUUUGGGGGCAAAACUGUAUCAGUACCUGUUACCUUUUAAUGCAAUAUUGUUCAGCAUCGAUAGAUAAUUAUGGAAACUGCAUGCCACUGUCAUAUCAGCAGCGUGACUUGUAUGACUUACUCUCGGAGAAGUAUUCAUACCCCACGGUCUUUGGCAGGAGCAAUGUAAUAGAUUAAUUUGUUUUCUGAAUAUAUACAAGGUGUAUGGAUGUAUUUUAAACAAUCCA
Molecule: messenger RNA, 1722 nt
Organism: Cryptomeria japonica (Japanese cedar)
Lineage: Eukaryota; Viridiplantae; Streptophyta; Pinopsida; Cupressales; Cupressaceae
Exons: 2
Coding region: 420-1364 (314 amino acids)
Source: RefSeq, a predicted model, not a curated record